GCUGGAGCUCCACCCCCGCAUCCUCCACCUUUCAUCAUGUAGGGAACUACUUCUGCACCGGGCCACUCUUCAGCACUUUUCUUCUGCUGAUCCUUAUGGCUUUGCGGGGCAGGCGUGCUUUCGCAUUGGCGUCUUCCCCUCUCUUUUCCCGUGUCUCCCCAUCUUUCUUCUGUUGUGACACCGGGGCGCCUGGGCACGGCUGGUCCGCAGCGGGAGCUCCGGGCUCCUCAGCGCAGCUCCCUGCAGCCCUGACGGCGGCGGCACCGGUGCGAAGACGCGACCAUUCCGAACGGAGGUAAGGCGUCUUCUCUUCGGGGCUUUUCAACGAUUUUUUUUCCUUUGGCUUUUUAUCUGCGAUUUGUCUUUUCGGAUGGCCAAACUCUGUGGUCGAGUGAUGGAUUGAUGUACAGAAGAUCACCGGGCAGGUCCACUGGCAACUGCUGGAAGUGCUUAAGAAGCACCAAGAUCCCAAGUUUCGGCGUAUUGGCAUCAUGCAGGGACACAUUUAUUUCAAGAACAAGAAUAAACGACUGUCGAAUACACGCGGGGAUGCGCUUAUUACCAGAAAAAGCCAGACUCUCCAUCCAGGAAUUAAAGUGCGGAGAAACACGCCUCGUCUCUGCUUCUCCAAGCUGCCUGCUAACUGAGUGAUUCUACAUCCACCGGCUUCCCCUCUCGCUGUGGCUGCUUUUGGCUGCUCUCCCUUCCCUCCCUUAACUGGACGGAGUUUCCACAAUUUCCGAGGCACAGCAGAAGUCUGACCUGUGGACUUGGCCCUGGAUCUCUAGGUGGCGCAUUCUCUUCUCCCAGUACUUUUUUAUAAGGAGACAUGCAGUGGGUUUGGGUCAGAAUGGGUAACCCCACACAUGGGGGCCUGCUGGCCACGCUGACAGUGCUGUUAGCCCUCUGGGAGGUGGGCUUCACGGGCCAGAGCUCCAGCCCUUCAUCUGUUGCGCCCCCUGGGGACUUGGGCGUGUCAUGGCACAGGCAGAAGCGUAGCUGGGUGUGGAACCAGUUCUUCGUUCUGGAGGAGUACACCGGGGAGGAUCCUCUGUACGUCGGGAAGCUGCAUUCGGACGUGGACGACGGCGAAGGCAAAGUGAAGUACGUCCUGUCCGGUGAGGGUGCCGGCUCCAUCUUCACCAUCGACGAGAACACGGGUGACAUCCACGCCACCAAGCGGCUCGACCGCGAGGAACAGGCCUACUACACCCUGCGGGCCCAGGCCGUGGACCGGGCCACCGACCGGCCCGUGGAGCCCGAGUCCGAGUUCAUCAUCAAGGUCCAGGACAUCAACGACAACGAGCCCAAGUUCCUGGACGGGCCCUACACCGCCGGCGUGCCCGAGAUGUCCCCCGUUGGAACCUCAGUGGUUCAGGUGGCAGCGACAGACGCCGAUGACCCCACGUAUGGAAACAGUGCCAGAGUGGUCUACAGCAUCCUGGAGGGGCAGCCCUAUUUCUCAGUGGAGCCAAAAACAGGCAUCGUCCGGACCGCCCUCCCCAGCAUGGACCGCGAGGCACGGGACCAGUACUUGCUGGUCAUCCAAGCGAAGGACAUGGUCGGCCAGAUGGGCGGGCUCUCGGGGACCACGACCGUCACCGUCACGCUCACUGACGUGAAUGACAACCCGCCGCACUUCGCUCGCAAAUCCUAUCAGUUCACCGUGCCAGAGUCGCUGCCGGUUGCCUCUGUAGUGGCCAAGAUCAAAGCCACAGACCUUGAUGUCGGACCCAAUGCUGAAAUGGAGUACAGGGUCAUAGAUGGGGAUGGACUGGCUAUGUUCAGAGUCACACCGGACAAGGACACACAGGAGGGAGUCAUCGCGCUUCAGAGGCCACUGGACUUUGAGACAAAGAGCAGCUACACGCUGCGUGUGGAGGCCCUGAACCGGCACGUGGACACUCGCUUCCUCAGCAUGGGCUCCUUCAGCGACUCAGCCACUGUGCAUGUCAGCGUGGAGGACGUCGACGAGCCGCCCGUCUUCUCCGUGCCACUCAGCACGAUGGCCGUGUCCGAGGCCGCCAAGGUGGGCACCAUCGUCGGGACGGUCUCAGCCCAUGACCCGGAUUCAUCCAACAGUGCCAUCAGGUAUUCCAUUGACCGCAACACUGACCUGGAGCGUUUCUUCAACAUCGACGCCUUGACUGGGAUUAUCAGCACAGCCAGGCUGCUGGACAGAGAGGUCAACGCCGUUCACAAUCUCACCAUCUUCGCCAUGGAGAGCCAUGAUCCCUCGCAAGUGGGAAAGGGGAUCGUCCUUAUUACUGUAAUGGACAUUAAUGACAAUGCUCCCAUCUUCGCCAUAGACUACGAGACCUUCCUGUGUGAGACGGCCAGGCCUGGACAGGUCAUCCAGACCAUCAGCGCGAUGGACAGAGACGAGCCUCCAGGUGGCCAUCGCUUCUUCUUUGCCCUCAGCCCUGAAGCAGCGAACAACCUCAACUUCACCCUCAGAGACAAUAAAGAUAACACAGCCUCCAUCCUGACGAAGCGCGGAAGCUUCCGGCGCCGAGAGCAGGCCAUCUACUGGCUGCCAGUCCUGAUCGGUGACAGCGGCACCCCGUCGCUUAGCAGCACCAACACGCUGUCGAUCCGCGUGUGUGACUGCGAUCCCGAUGGCGUCGCCCAGGCCUGUGGCGCCGAGGCCUAUACUCUGCCUGCGGGACUCAGCACGGGUGCCCUCGUCGCUAUAUUGGCCUGCGUCCUCACACUCUUGGUGCUCGUGCUGCUCAUCGUGACAAUGCGGCGCAGGAGGAAGGAGCCACUCAUCCUGGACGAGGAGCGCGACGUGCGGGAGAACAUCGUCCGCUACGACGACGAAGGUGGCGGCGAGGAGGAUACCGAGGCCUUCGACAUGGUGGCCCUGCGCAACCUGAACGCCGCCCGCGAGCAUGCCACGCGCCGGGACGUCACCCCCGACGCACCCAUCUUCUUUUCAUCCCGCCCGCCGCCUUAUAAAGCCGUACACGACAACGGAAUAUUCCGGGAGUUUAUAUGGGACCGGCUGAAGGAGGCCGACGUGGACCCCUCGGCGCCCCCUUAUGACUCCCUGCAGACGUAUGCCUUCGAGGGAAGCGGCUCUGUGGCCGAGUCGCUCAGCUCACUGGAGUCCCUGAGCUCCGACUCCGAGCAGAACUACGACUAUCUGAGCGACUGGGGCCCGCGCUUCAAGAAGCUGGCCGAUAUGUAUGGGCACAGCGAGAUGGGCGACAGGUUCUUAUAGCCGAGAAAAAAUGCGUGGAAAAAGUGUGAGGAAAAAAACACACGGCUAAAUGACAUUGGGAACGAGGAAGAGGCAGUACCGUUACUGGUAUGAAUCAGUGGGAAAAUACGUUGCUUUCAAAGGUUUUGUGUGUCGCAUUUCUGAAUAGGAUUAAAGUUUUGGAUUUUUGAUCACGGAGAGCUUAAGUACUGGCUGUGGAGGGGUGCGGCACUGGGGGAAGUGUCUCCUUGCUGCUGGGCCCCUGCCACAUCAGCCUGGCCCUCAGACACUGAGCCCAGCACCUGGGCUCCUGGGGGUGUCCUCAAUACUCAGUCUGAGCUGCUGAGUUGGUGUCUCCUUGAUUGGAUCUCGAUCAGUAUCAGUGUCUAUUGUUUUUUCCUGGAUCUGUUCUGGAAUCCCGCACAGCAUGGAUUGUAAGCUAUAGGGUCCAAUGGGUGACAGACUGUUAUGACAGAAGCAGGCCUUUGGGGGGCGUUUGGUGGACUUUUGAGGAAUCUUCAGAUGGUCCUAAGCUGCGAGACGACGAACAGUGUGGAAACGGCCCAUUUCAUGAGCGUCUCUGCCAGCUUUGCUGCUGGAGAUUGCCUGGCGCCAUGUGAGAUGUGUGUCUUCAUGAACGCUGAGACAGUCCCCCCCCCCCCCAGGC
Molecule: messenger RNA, 3872 nt
Organism: Paramormyrops kingsleyae
Lineage: Eukaryota; Metazoa; Chordata; Actinopteri; Osteoglossiformes; Mormyridae
Gene: cdh7a
Product: cadherin 7a
Biological process (GO): cell-cell junction assembly; cell migration; cell-cell adhesion mediated by cadherin
Cellular component (GO): catenin complex; plasma membrane; adherens junction
Molecular function (GO): calcium ion binding; cadherin binding; beta-catenin binding
Source: RefSeq, a predicted model, not a curated record